Messenger RNA from Adineta steineri, 1470 nucleotides. The record is from the annotation of a GenBank genome assembly. NCBI's taxonomy places the organism in Eukaryota, Metazoa, Rotifera, Eurotatoria, Adinetida, Adinetidae.
AUGUUAACACAUGUUAUUCAACGUUGUUUUAUUCGACGAUCUCUUUCGACAAUUACUAACAGUUCUAAUCUUCCUUCAUCACCAAUACGAAUAUGUAUCGUAGGUAGUGGACCCGCUGGUUUUUAUUUAACACAAAAUUUACUUAAACUUCGUCAAACACUACCGUUAACAAUUGAUAUCAUUGAAAAAGCACCUGUACCUUUUGGUCUUGUUCGAUACGGUGUAGCACCUGAUCAUCCUGAAGUCAAAAAUGUUAUUCAUACAUUUACAAAAAUAGCUGAACAUGAACAUGUUCGUUUUAUUGGAAAUAUGCAUAUUGGUAAUAAAAUUCGAUUAAAAGAUUUACAAGAAUUCUAUCAUAUUAUUGUUCUUGCUUAUGGUUCAUCUGUUGAACGUAAAUUAAAUAUACCCGGUGAAACAACAUUAGAAAAUGUUUUUUCUGCGAAAGAUUUUGUUGGAUGGUAUAAUGGUGUACCAGAAAAUGCUGAUCUUCAACCAAAACUUGAUCAUACUGAUCGAGCUGUAAUUAUAGGAAUGGGAAAUGUCGCAGUUGAUUGUGCUCGUAUUCUUCUUUCACCUAUUGAUGAGUUAGCUAAAACAGAUAUUACUGAAAACGCACUUGAAACACUUCGUCAUAGUCGUAUACGACAUGUAACAUUAGUUGGUCGACGUGGACCAAUGCAAGUUUCAUUUACUAUAAAAGAAUUUCGUGAAUUAACUAAAUUAAAUGGAGUACAAUCAAUGUUAGAUAAAGAAGAUUUUAGUAGAAUUGAUCAAAAUAUGAUUGAAAAAUUAGAACGACCAAGAAAAAGAUUAACUGAAUUAAUAUUAAAAACAGCUCGAACAAAUCAAUCAAAAGAUAAUUCAGAACGGUUUUGGUACUUAAAAUUUUGGCGACGUCCAAAACAGAUUAAUGGAAUAACCAGUGUUGAAAGUGUUGAUUUUGAACAAACAGAAUUUGACGUAAAUUCUAAUUUUGCUGAUGAAAAUUUACCUGUUCGAAACACUGGAAUCAUAGAAACAAUACCAUGUGGUCUUGUAAUUAAAAGUAUUGGAUAUCAUGGUGUUCAAAUCGAUCCAUGGCUACCAUUUGAUCAUGAACGUGGUAUUAUUCUAAAUCGACAAAAUCGUAUUGAUGAACGACCUGGCUUUUAUUGUACUGGUUGGAUUGGAAGAGGAGCUCGAGGUGUUAUUGUUGAAACUACUACAGAAUCACAUACAGUCGCUAGACGAAUCAUGGAUGAUAUUGAACAAGGUCGUAUAAAUAGUUUACAUGAUGUUAAAUCCGGUGGUAAUGGUUUAAUAUCACUUGCUAAUUCUCAUCAAAUUCGAUGUAUUUCAUAUGAUGAUUGGAGAAAACUUGAUACACAUGAAACAAGUGCUGGUCUUGUUAAAGGAAAACCUCGUGAAAAAAUAUUAAAUAUUGACAAAAUGCUUGAAUUAACUUCAUCAUCAUCAUCAAAGAGCUAA